Molecule: messenger RNA, 324 nt
Organism: Manihot esculenta (cassava)
Lineage: Eukaryota; Viridiplantae; Streptophyta; Magnoliopsida; Malpighiales; Euphorbiaceae
Product: 14 kDa proline-rich protein DC2.15
Exons: 1
Coding region: 1-324 (107 amino acids)
Source: RefSeq, a predicted model, not a curated record
AUGGGUUCAAGAUCUGUAGCCUCAAUUGCCUUGCUGCUCUCUGUUAACCUCCUUUUCUUCAGUAUGGGGAGCGCUGCGAAUUGCCCAGUGAAUGUCUUAUUGUUCCAAGCAUGUAUAACUGGGUGGUCGGCCGGGCAAUACAGCCCACCAUAUGCACCUUGCUGCAACCUCAUGGCUAAUCUAGUUGAUCUUGACGCUGCUUUUUGCCUUUGCACUGCCAUCAAAGCUGAUGUCUUGGGCAUUAGCCUCAAUAUUCCCAUCAACUUGAGCUUGGUGCUCAACACCUGCGGCAAGAAGGUUCCAGAUGGAUUCCAUUGUCCAUAA